Messenger RNA from Lodderomyces theae, 3198 nucleotides. Its product is annotated as mRNA-binding U2 snRNP complex subunit. Gene Ontology annotation, biological process: spliceosomal complex assembly. The coding region runs from base 1 to 3198 and encodes 1065 amino acids. Gene Ontology annotation, cellular component: U2 snRNP; catalytic step 2 spliceosome; U2-type prespliceosome. The transcript has a single exon. Gene Ontology annotation, molecular function: mRNA binding. The record is from RefSeq and is a predicted model, not a curated record. Lineage: Eukaryota; Fungi; Ascomycota; Pichiomycetes; Serinales; Debaryomycetaceae.
AUGCCACUCAAGGGAAGCAAGAAUAAUUUAUCAUCGAAUUAUUCAAUACUGGAUGUCUUGAAAACCGAGCUACUAAACGAAUUCGAGCGUGAUGAUUCAGUCUCAAGCAGGGCCUUACAAGAGGGCAUAAAUAGCAGUGAUUACAACAAGCAAAGAUUUCAAAGGAAUGUGGACUUGCACUUUGACAAGAAAAAGGCUCUACCGCAGGAGACAAAGUGGAGUCUGUUAUAUGUUGGGCAGGAAGUGCCGGAGACUGCCCUCAUAGAAAAGAAAUCGUCAAGAAAGAGAAGACUAAGUGUUCCUAGUGAUGAUGAAAAAAAUGCAGCUAUUAAUCUGAACUCUGAGAACUCAUCUGCCGUUACAAAAGUAUUGAAAGUGGAUGGAGUCCCCGUUGUGGAGGGUAUAUCUUUGACUGAUGAUGUGUUGGAGAAGAUUCUACCACGUGGGUUCACUGAACUCACUCCUCCUCGUGGUUUCUCACAAAAUGCAAAUGCAGUAGAAAGAGUGGAAGCAGCAACUAGCACUCACUACAUACCACCAACUAACCAAUCAAACAAUAUUCCCUCAUCGCUAGUUCCAACCGUAUCGUCGUCACACGGGGAUCUUGAAAAUAUUAAGGAAGAGGAUGUAAAGCAUUUCGGACACCUAUUGAGCCUGCGAGAGGCAGAUCUAGAAGGAGAUGCGAAAAGAGAAUUUCAAUCGAUGAAGUUGAUAUUGAAGGUAAAGAAUGGCUCCCAAAUUACGAGGAAAAGAGCAAUGAGGUCAUUGACUGAAAACGCGGCCAAGUACGGACCGCAAUUGCUUUUAAAACAAAUACUUCCAAUCUUACUAGAACCCGUACUAGGCGAGCAAGAGCGUCAUUUGUUAGUGAAACUAGUUGGCAGAUUGAUCUUCCAAUUAAACGCAUCAAUCCAGCCCUACACUCUAGAGUUGAUACAUGUCUUGUCCCCUUUCUUGAUUGAGGAGGAUCUGACAGUUCGUAAUGAAAUUCGCGAAAUCUUGACUAAUUUGACAAAGAUUGUUGGCUUUCCCAGUAUGAUAUCUGCAUUAAGACCCGAGUUGGAUCACGUUGAUGAAUAUGUCAGAAAUCUUACUUCAAGGGUUCUCGCUAUAGUGGCAAAUACCCUUGGUCUAAAUCAAUAUUUGCCAUUUUUGAAAGCGGUCGUCAAAUCUCGCAGGAGCUGGACGGCAAGACACACAGGAAUCAAGUCAAUCCAACAAUUGUGUAUACUUUUAGGUAAGGGUAAUGGAUCAGCGGUGUUACCGUACUUGACCCAUGUUAUUGAAAGUAUUGCUCCUGCUAUAAACGAUGAACAUCCACAAGUUAGAAUUAUAGCGGCGUCUUCUUUGGCACAAUUGGCAGAGUGUGUGGAACCUUACGGCAUAGAUGCAUUUGAGCCAGUAUUGGAACUGCUUUGGAAUGAAACUCGUAGACAGCGAGGCAAGGGGCUAGCUGCAUUGUUAAAAUGCAUUGGGUCCUUGAUUCCACUAAUGAAGUUUGACCCAAGAUAUGACGAGUACACCAAUUUUUACACUGCAGAGUUGGCAUUUUUGGUUUCGCGUCAAUUUUCAGCUCCCAACGAAGAUAUGAGAAAGACUGUUUUGGGAAUCAUUCUGAGCUUACCUCUUUCCAAAAGGAUUUUGCCCGAUUACGACUUGAAAGUUGUCAAACCGUUUUUCCAGGCUUUUUGGAAUAGGCGGACUGCUUCUGAUAACGAACAAGUAGCAAGACUUGUUGUUGCGGCAACAAGCCACUUGGCUACUCAAUUUGAUUACAUAACUAUAAUGGGUUAUGUCAUACACUUUACCAAGGAUGAAAAUGAGGAACUACGAAGACUUGCGGUGAAAGCACUUUAUGCGAUAGUGGGAAGCAAGCCUGAAGAAUCUUUGGGGAUGAGCGCUCGUCAGAUUGAGUCAUUAAUCGAUGGGGCUUUGUUUGCAUUUCAAGAGCAAACAAUUCAACAGCAGAUAUAUCUACAGGCUUUUGGUACGGUUGCAAAGGCUUUGGGAGUGAGGAUGAAACCUCAUAUUAAUUCAAUCAUAAGUUCAGUUUUGUACAGAAUGAAGAAUAAAUUGCCAGAGGUUCGGCAACAAUCGUCCGAUUUGAUUGCCGCUAUUGCACCAGUGAUAAAAGUGUGCUCUGCCCAUGAUGAUACGUUGUUGGAGAAAUUGGUAUUAAUCUUGUAUGAGUCGUUGGGUGAAGUUUAUCCGGAUGUUUUGGGCUCAAUAAUUAAUGCCUUGUACUUUUGUAUCAAGUCAAUUGACACAGGUACCUUGUUGUCAAUGUCCAAUCCUUCAUUAAACCAAAUAUUGCCUACAUUGACUCCCAUAUUGAAAAACAGGCACGAAAAAGUUCAAGAAUCAAGUGUGCGAUUGAUUGGCUUGAUAGCCACCCAAAAUGCCGAAACCAUCAAUGCGAAAGAAUGGAUGCGUAUUUGUUUUGACUUAUUGGAAUUGCUAAAAUCCAAUAAGAAGAAGAUUCGAAUUGCUGCAAAUGCUACAUUUGGUCAUAUUUCAAAAACCAUUGGACCGCAGGAUAUCAUUGUGAUGUUGUUGAAUAAUUUGAGAGUGCAGGAGCGUCAAUUGAGAGUUUGUACUGCUGUUGCUAUGGGAAUCGUUGCAGAAACCUGUCAACCGUUUACCGUAUUGCCUGCAAUCAUGAAUGAGUACAAAACACCGGAAAGAAACAUCCAGAAUGGUGUUUUGAAGGCCAUGAGUUUUAUGUUUGAGUAUCUUGACGGUAACACAACUAAAGACUAUGUGUUUGCUAUCACGCCAUUGUUGGAGGAUGCGUUACUUGACAGAGAUUUGGUCCAUCGCCAGACCGCAGCCACCGUUGUUGGUCAUAUUGCUUUGAACUGUUUUGGCAUGAACCUUGGUCGAGAUUAUGAAGAAGUCUUUGUUCACUUAUUGAAUUUGAUAAUGCCCAACGUCUAUGAGACCUCACCCCAUGUCAUAGCGAGAGUGUUGGAGAGCUUGGAUUCGUUGAGAUUGAUACUAGGAAUCGGGGUAUUCAUGAACUAUGUAUGGGCCGGAUUGUUCCAUCCAGCGCGCAAAGUGAGGGCACCAUUUUGGAAAAUCUACAAUAGUGCGUACGUGCAAUGUAGUGAUACAAUUGUGCCGUAUUAUCCCAACGUGCAAAAGAUGGAGCAAGAGAAUAAUCGCUUUGCGAUUGAGGAGUUGGAUCUACGAUUGUAG